AUCUCGGAAAGGUUGCUCUCCCGGACGCGGUUGCGGGAUUUUCGCGGUGCAACGAUCGCAUCGAUCGGUUAGAGUGUUUGGGUUCGAAGGUACGAUUAGCGCCUGACUGCCCGUGCGUGUGUGUGCCUGUGUGCGCGUGUGCCUUUUACUUCUGUGGGCGUGUGAUUAGAAGAUACCGUGUCGCGAAGUGCGGCCCGCGGUUCUCGAUCGAGUUCUUGUGCUACUCGGAUCACUGACUGCUGAGUGUGUGAGGCAAGCGAACAAUAAUCCUACGAGCACACUUUGCCACUGAUCGUGUUUGAUCUUCACAGUGUUCCUCAAAACAAGGGGGUUAACUGGCUCGCGGAAUUCUGCAAAUCGCGACGAGUGAUGAGGAAACGCUAGUGCACUGUUGCAUUUUGUGUGUUUGGUGUUGUGUAGUGUGUAGAAUCGAGCUCGAGCGCAUCCAUCGAAGUGGAAUAGUUCAGUGACGUUCAACAGCUGACAACGAUCGUCUCAGUACCUUUUCUAACAACCUGUUGACGAUUCUUAACAGUAACGACGAAUCAGGAUGCGUUCAGGAUUCGUCACAUCCUGGAUGCUGGCGGCGGUGGUACUGGCCACUCUGCUAGCCGUUAUCCCCGCCAGUGCUCAGAGGGGCGACUUUAAGAAGGCGGUGCCGCAUCAAAAGCUGGAACGACUUCAGGCAAAUCCUGCCAGUGUGAACCAGGUCUCGGAUAGUGUAACCAACCUGGCGCAGAAAAUUGCCCGCGCGAUCGCGAGCCCCAAGAGCAAGACAGAAAUCUUCUCCCCGGUCAGCAUUGCGGGAGCCUUAUCCCUGCUGCUGUUGGGGGCUAGCGGUCGGACACAGCAGGAGCUGAUGCGCGUGAUGGGCUUCAACGAUGGCCAGUUAUCGUUCCAGGAGAUUCACUUCGCCUUUGGGCGUCUCUUCCAGGACCUGGUAGCGAACGAUCCGACCCUGGUGCCGUUGGUAACCUGGCGCGUGAAUGAUAAGUGCAAUCGGUACGACGAGGAGGACGACUACGAGGACGAGUUUCCGCCAGCGAACACGACGGCCAACACACUGCCGUACGAGUUCGACCCAACGGUGCACGAAAUAUCGCUUGCCAAUGGCGUUUUCCUACACCAGGACUACCGAUUGAGUAACUCAUACCGUAAUCACUCGGCGUACCUGUACAACUCGGAAGUCCAGGCGCUCGAUUUCGCCGGCAAUCCGACCGGUUCGACGAAGACCAUCAACGAAUGGGUCAGUGAGAAGACGCACGGUAAAAUCCCGAACAUCCUUGCCUCGAUAUUGCCACCAAGCACAUCCAUGGUGCUCGCCAGUGCCAUGUACUUCAAGGCCCUGUGGGAGGAAACGUUCAUCGACGGAGCGACACGACCGCGAGAGUUCUUUCCAAACGGCAAAGAGCACCCAUCGGUGAUGGUAGACAUGAUGGCGCACGGUGGUUGCUUCCCGUACUACGAGUCGCCGGAGCUGGACGCGCGCAUCCUCGGCCUGCCGUACAAAAACAGGCUCACGACGAUGUACGUCAUCAUGCCAAAUAAUUCCAACCGCGAAAAGCUGCGGAAGCUGGUAGCGACGCUUGAUGCCACAAAGUUGAACCAAUUGAUCGCCCGUAUGGCAAUGAAGACGACGAUCAUACUGUUCCCCAAGAUGCACGUUAGCGAAACGCUUGACUUAAAGUCGGUUCUGCAGAAGAUUGGCGUGCAGACGCUGUUCGAUUCGAGGCAUAGCAAUCUCUCUUCCAUGGUGACGGAAACUGAUCCCGAGGGGGAUCAGUUUUAUAACCGUUUGCAAGCUCCAACAUUUUCGCCCGCACCUGAACUACGACCUACCGUUAACAUGCCAGUGUACGAACCUAAUAGGAAAACGACAAUGGGUCCGAAUAAUGAUCUGAAAGAAUCGCUAAUAUUCUCACGAUUUGGUAAUAACGAUUCGGACUCGAACGAACAAACCGAUAGCACCGGUACCGAAAUGGGAGAGAAAACCACUCAUGCGAUGAAUCCGACGACAACGCAACUCCCGGAGAAGCAUAGAAAGAAACGGGACAUAACGUACAAGGCACCAAGCAGUCGGCACGUCCAGGGUGGUCCUCUUAGCAGCAAAGAUUUCAUCCUUAACAAGCGCAUUGUCAAGGAAAAGGGUUCGGUAGGGAAGAAGAGUGUCCGAAGGCGCUCGAAGCGUAGCCAGGUGAGCGUGCAGAAUCUGUACGUCAGCAACGCGGUGCACCAGAUCGACCUCGAAAUCAACGAAACGGGUACGGAAGGUGGUGCAGCAACGAUCGUGACCUUGAACCGGUCCGGCACCAGCGUCGUAUUCCGAACGGAAGCACCCUUCUUGCUGCUGAUCCGCAACGACAUUACGACGCUACCGUUGUUCUACGGUGCCGUUUAUGACCCGAGAUAAGUUAAUGCCGUUUAGAUAGGCUACAAUGAGGAGCAGUACGACUGCUACGAAUCCAGUGCAAUGGUCCAGCUAGCGAGACCUCUUUUAAUUAUGAUUUUAUAAAAAAUGAAAAAUAAUCAAUUAUUGUAUAACUCUAAACACAGUACAUUAAAUAAAUGUAACUAUUUUAU
Messenger RNA from Anopheles coustani, 2580 nucleotides. Its product is annotated as serine protease inhibitor 28Dc-like. The record is from RefSeq and is a predicted model, not a curated record. Bases 551 to 2410 code for a protein of 619 amino acids. NCBI's taxonomy places the organism in Eukaryota, Metazoa, Arthropoda, Insecta, Diptera, Culicidae. Gene Ontology annotation, molecular function: serine-type endopeptidase inhibitor activity. The transcript has 3 exons.